UUUCACGUCUUGUAACACGUCUAGUAAAGCCGCAUAGCUUUUACGCAUACGUUACAAUCACAUGUGAUAAUUUUCUCAUCCUAAUAAAUAUUAAUUCGUGAUUUGACGUGGAACGGAUCGGAGAGGAAAAGAACCGAGCUCUAAAAAUGACUUGAUUUUUUUUUCAGGGACAAAGUUGUCAUUUUCCCGUCAAAAAGAUGGCAGAUAACAGUGAUACAGAGAGCCAGAGCACCCAAGCAGUGGCCGAGGUGCCGGCUCUGGUGAAAUAUUUGCGAAAGAUCGUGCCGUUGCUGUUGGAAGAUGGCGAGGCCUCGACGGCUUUGGACAACGCCCUUGCCGACAAAUCUAAUGUCGAGUGCAUGAAAAAAUUCCUGUCAGACACCCAGACACCGAGUGUUCUUGUCGAGCGGAACGUGAAUAAGGAAGAAGAAGAUGACGAUGAGACCAGUGUGGCGUCUGAUGUCACUGAUGCGGAGGGUGAAGUCACGUUCAAUAUCUCCAGCGAAGUUCACUUCACCAACACCAAAAUGACAGGUGUUGUGUUCUUGAAGCGCGGCACCAUCAUCGAUGCAGAGAAGUCCAUUCCCAGUCAAGUCCGAGUCAUCAACCUGAGCGAGGGCUCACCCUUCGAGACACUUCAUGCCUACGUCAGUAAUGCCAUGGCACCUUACUUCAAAUCCUACGUCAGAGCAUCUGGCAAAGCCGACAGGGAUGGAGACAAGAUGGCACCCUCCGUCGAGAAGAAGAUCGCGGAGCUGGAGAUGGGCCUCCUGCACCUGCAGCAGAACAUAGACAUCCCGGACAUCACCCUCACCAUCCACCCGGUGGUCUCCACCAUGAUCAGGAACUUUGCCAAGGAGGGCCGCAAGCCAAAAGUCAACGACUUCAUGGAUAAAGUGGAGGAUUCCGUGUUCCUCAACAACCUGCAGCACGGCGUCAACCGCUGGAUCCGGGAAAUUCAAAAGGUGACCAAACUGGACCGUGAUCCCGGCUCGGGGACCGCCCUACAAGAGAUCAGCUUCUGGCUGAACCUGGAGCGAGCCCUGAUGAAGAUCCAGGAGAAACGAGAGAGUCCCGAGGUGGCCCUGACCCUGGACAUCCUGAAGCACGGCAAGAGGUUUCAUGCAACCGUCAGCUUCGACACAGACACAGGACUGAAGCAUGCCUUAGCCACUGUGGCCGACUACAGCCCCCUGAUGAAGGACUUCCCGCUCAACGACCUCCUCUCGGCCACGGAGCUGGAUCGCAUCCGCGAUGCCUUGGUCAGCAUCUUUAACCAUCUGCGCAAGAUCCGCAACACCAAGUACCCAAUCCAACGAGCGCUGCGAUUGGUCGAGGCCAUCUCCAGAGAUCUCAGCAGCCAAUUGCUCAAGGUUCUUGGCACCCGACGCCUGAUGCACAUCAGCCACGAUGAGUUUGAGAAGGUCAUGAACGCCUGCUUCGAGGUGUUCAGCUCCUGGGACGACGAGUACGAGAAACUGCAAGGCCUGCUGCGAGACAUCGUCAAGAAGAAGAGAGAGGAGAGCCUGAAGAUGGUCUGGAGGGUCAACCCCGCCCACAAGAAGCUGCAGGGACGGCUGGAACAGAUGCGCAAAUUUCGUCGGCAGCACGAGCAGCUGCGCGCAGUGAUAGUCAGAGUCCUCCGGCCGGCUGUGACCCAGGUAUCAGGGAGUCCGGGUACCACACCAGACGAGCCACCAGGAAGUCUCAACGAGCUGAUGAUGGACGCUGCUGACGCCAACGCUAUCGAAGAGGUGAACCUGGCCUAUGAGAACGUGAAGGAAGUGGAGAGUCUGGAUGUCAGUAAGGAGGGAAACGAAGCUUGGGAGGCAGCCAUGAAGAGAUAUGACGAACGCAUCGACCGCGUGGAAACCCGCAUCACAGCCCGCCUGCGCGACCAGCUGGGCACGGCCAAGAACGCCAACGAGAUGUUCCGCAUCUUCUCACGUUUCAACGCCCUCUUUGUGCGGCCUCACAUCCGCGGCGCCAUCCGUGAGUACCAGACACAGUUGAUCCAACGCGUCAAGGACGACAUCGAAUCACUGCACGACAAAUUCAAGGUCCAGUAUCCCCAGAGCAAGGCCUGCAGAAUGAGCAAAGUGAGAGACCUACCCCCAGUCUCAGGAUCCAUCAUCUGGGCCAGACAGAUUGAUCGUCAGCUGAGCGCAUACAUGCACCGCGUGGAGGACGUCCUGGGCAAAGGCUGGGAGAACCACGUGGAGGGCCAGAAACUCAAGGCAGAUGGAGACAGCUUCAGGGCCAAGCUCAACACCCAGGAACUCUUUGAUGAUUGGUCCCGCAAGGUUCAGAUGCGUCAGCUGGGUGUCUCGGGUCGCAUCUUCACCAUCGAGAGCCAGAGAACCAGACAAGGAGGCAAGGGGAACCUGCUCAAGCUGAAAGUCAACUUCCUGCCAGACAUCAUCACUCUCUCCAAAGAGGUGCGUAACUUGAAGUGGCUUGGUUUCCGCGUACCCCUGGCCAUCGUCAACAAGGCUCACCAGGCCAACCAGCUCUACCCGUUCGCCAUCUCCUUGAUUGAGAGCGUCCGGACCUACGAGAGAACCUGCGAGAAGGUGGAGGAGAGACAGACCAUCACCCUCCUGGUGGCCGGCUUGAAGAAGGAGGUCCAAGGACUCAUUGCGGAGGGUGUGGCUCUCGUGUGGGAAUCCUACAAGCUGGAUCCUUAUGUACAGAAGUUGGCUGAAGCAGUCUUCAACUUCCAAGAAAAGGUUGAUGAUUUGCUGCUCGUUGAAGAGAAGAUUGACAAUGAGGUGCGAUCCUUGGACCACUGUGACUACAACACCAAUGUCUUCGCCGAGAUCCUGAGCCACAUUCAGAAGGAAGUGGACGAUCUGAACCUGCACUCCUACUCCAACCUGCCGCAGUGGGUGGCCAAACUAGACAUGGAGGUUGAGAAGAGACUGGCUCGACGUCUACAGGCCGGUCUGCGAGCUUGGACCCAGUGCCUCCUGGGUAAGGACAUGGGAAUGGAGGACAGUAUGGACACCGAUGUCUCCAACAAGCACAAGCCAGGAGGCGAGCCCAAGAUCACAGGCAUGAUCCACGAGAUCCGCAUCACCAACCAGGUCAUGUACCUGGCUCCUCCCAUCGAGGAGGCUCGCUUCCAGCUCAUGCAGCAGCUCUUUGCCUGGGAACGCAUCAUCACAGGCCUCAAGCGACUAGAGAGCUCUCGCUACCAGGUGGGCAUUGAGCAGCACGAGUCCAACAAGACGGCCGUCUAUCGGACCCUCCUCAGCAAGCUCCCCGACGGCAAACAGGUCUUGGAGGAACCCUACGAGGCUAUUGAGAAGAUCCUCAAGCAAGUCCAGGAGUAUGUCAAGGAGUGGCUUCAGUACCAAUCCCUGUGGGACAUGCAGCCCCACAACGUCUACACUCGCAUUGGAGAUGACUUGAAGCUCUGGAUGCAACUGCUAGUUGAAAUCAGACAAUCUCGCACCACGUUCGACAACGCCGAGACGCGCAAGGAAUUCGGCCCCAUGGUGGUGGACUACGGCAAGGUGCAGUCCAAGGUCAACAUGAAGUAUGACGCCUGGCACAAGGAGAUCCUGAGCAAGUUUGGUAACAACCUGGGAUCUGAGAUGACGGACUUCCACGGCUCCCUGGCAAAGUCUCGCACGGAGUUGGAGCAACACUCAGUGGACACGGCCAGUACCUCUGAUGCCGUCAGCUUCAUCACCUACGUACAGAACCUCAAGAGGAAGUACAGGGCCUGGGAGAAACAGGUCGAGAUGUACCGUGGAGGACAGAAGCUGUUGGAACGUCAGCGCUACCAGUUUCCUUCCAGCUGGCUGUAUGUGGAUAACAUCGAGGGCGAGUGGGGCGCUUACAAUGAGAUCAUGAAGCGUAAGGACACAGCUAUCCAACAACAGGUUGCCAGCCUGCAGAUGAAGAUCGUGUCGGAGGACCGGACCGUGGAGGCUCGCACCACAGAACUCCUGACGGAAUGGGAGAAGAACAAGCCCAUCGACGGCGAGCUGAGGCCAGACCUCGCCACCAACACCCUGACCAUCUUCGAGGGCAAGUUUGCUCGGCUGAAGGAGGACCGGGACAACAUCACCAAGGCCAAGGAAGCGCUGGAACUCCAAGAAAUCGGUGUGGCCAGUCCUAGCGAGGAGCGAGUCCAGGUGGCCCUGGAGGAGCUCCAGGAUCUCAAGGGAGUCUGGUGUGAGCUGGCCCGCAUCUGGGAGCAGAUUGACGAGCUCAAGGAGAAGCCCUGGCUGUCGGUGGCUCCCCGCAAGCUGCGACAGAGCCUGGACGCACUGAUGACGCAGCUCAAGAGCUUGCCGGCGCGGCUGCGACAGUACGCCUCCUAUGAGCAUGUACAGAGGGUGCUGAAGGGAUACGCCAAGGUCAACAUGCUGGUGGUGGAGCUCAAGUCGGAAGCCCUGAAGGAGCGACACUGGAAGCAGCUGAUGAAGCGUCUCAGGGUCAGCUGGGUGCUGUCAGAGCUGACCCUGGGCCUGGUCUGGGACGUGGACCUGCAGAAGAACGAGAACAUCGUACGCGACAUCAUCAACGUGGCUCAAGGAGAAAUGGCCCUGGAGGAAUUCCUCAAACAGGUCCGUGAUGUCUGGCAAUCCUACGAGCUGGAUCUGAUCAACUUCCAGAACAAAUGCCGGAUCAUCCGCGGCUGGGACGACCUUUUCACAAAGGUCAAGGAGCACAUCAACAGUGUGGCAGCCAUGAAACUCUCCCCAUACUACAAGGUGUUUGAGGAGGAUGCGUUGGCAUGGGAGGACAAGCUGAACCGCAUCAAUGCCCUGUUUGAUGUCUGGAUUGACGUCCAGCGCCGAUGGGUCUAUCUGGACGGCAUCUUCUCAGGCAGUGCUGACAUCAAGCAUCUCCUGCCGGUGGAGACGCAGCGAUUCUCAAGCAUCAGCACAGAGUUCCUGGCCCUGAUGAAGAAAGUGGCCAAGUCUCCCCUGAUCCUGGACGUGGUCAACAUCCCUGGCGUCCAGCGCUCCUUGGAGAGACUCGCGGACCUGCUGGGCAAGAUCCAGAAAGCUCUCGGAGAGUACCUGGAGAGGGAGAGGGCUUCCUUCCCAAGAUUCUACUUUGUGGGAGACGAGGACCUUCUGGAGAUCAUCGGCAACAGCAAGAACGUGGAGAAACUCCAGAAGCACUUCAAGAAGAUGUUUGCUGGAGUUUCCGCCCUGAACCUGAGUGAGGAUCUCAGCCUGGUCCUGGGCAUUGCCUCCAGGGAGGGGGAGGAGGUUUUGUUCAAGACCCCCGUCUCCAUCACCGAGCACCCCAAGAUCAACGAAUGGCUGACGCUGGUUGAGAACGAGAUGAGAGUGACCCUAGCCAAGCUGCUGGCCGCGGCCGUGAUGGGCAUGGCUCAGUUCCGAGAGGGGGAGAUCGACUCCGCCAAAUUCCUGGAAUGGGUGGAUCAGUAUCAGGCCCAGCUUGUAGUGCUCUCAGCCCAGAUCUCCUGGUCCGAGUCCACGGAUAAAGCCCUGGGGGUCAUAGCCCAGGGUAAACCCGGGGACAUGGCCCCUCUCCAGGGUGUCCUGCAGACAGUUGAGAACACCUUACAGGUCCUGGCUGACUCGGUGCUGCAGGAGCAGCCUCCUGUCAGACGCAAGAAGCUGGAACACUUGAUCACAGAGCUGGUCCACCAGCGUGACGUCACCCGCAUGCUGAUCCAGAACAAGACCAGCAGCCCCACGGCCUUCGACUGGCUCUGCCAGAUGCGCUUCUACUUUGACCCCAAGCACACGGACGUCCUUCAGCAGCUGUCCAUCCAGAUGGCCAACGCUCGCUUCAACUACGGCUUUGAGUACCUGGGCGUGCAGGACAAGCUUGUCCAGACGCCGCUGACUGACCGCUGCUACCUGACCAUGACGCAGGCUCUGGAGGGCAGACUAGGUGGAUCUCCAUUUGGCCCUGCCGGUACCGGCAAGACGGAGUCUGUGAAGGCCCUAGGACACCAGCUGGGACGCUUUGUCUUAGUCUUCAACUGUGAUGAGAGAUUUGACUUCCAGGCAAUGGGUCGCAUCUUUGUGGGUCUAUGUCAAGUAGGAGCCUGGGGAUGCUUUGAUGAGUUCAAUCGUCUGGAGGAGAGGAUGCUGUCUGCCGUCUCCCAGCAGAUCCAGACCAUCCAGGAGGCGCUCAAGGAGAAACUGGGAGAAACCAAGUCCAAAGAACGCAUCAGUGUGGAGAUCGUAGGCAAGCAGGUCCGUGUCAACCCAGACAUGGCCAUCUUCAUCACCAUGAACCCCGGCUACGCGGGCCGCUCCAACCUCCCGGACAACCUGAAGAAGCUGUUCCGUUCCCUGGCCAUGACCAAGCCAGACAGGCAGCUGAUUGCCCAGGUCAUGCUGUACUCCCAGGGCUUCCGCACGGCCGAGAAACUGGCCUCCAAGAUCGUGCCCUUCUUCCAACUGUGCGAUGAGCAACUCUCCUCCCAGUCCCACUACGACUUUGGCCUGCGGGCCCUCAAGAGCGUCCUGGUCAGCGCCGGUAACGUCAAGCGAGAUCGCAUUCAGAGGAUCAAGGAGGAUCUUGCCGAACGCGGAGAGGAGGCGGAUGAGGGAACCAUCUCAGAGAGGUUGCCCGAGCAAGAGAUUCUGAUCCAGAGUGUGUGCGAGACCAUGGUGCCCAAGCUGGUAGCCGAGGACAUCCCACUACUCCACAGCCUGCUGUCUGACGUCUUCCCCGGUGUCCAAUACACACAGGCUGAGAUGAAAGGCUUGAGACGUGAGCUGGCCAAGGUGUGCCAGGAGAUGUAUCUGACCUACGGAGAAGCAGACGAGAUGGGCACACACUGGGUCCAGAAGGUGUUGCAACUGUACCAGAUCUCCAACUUGAACCACGGUCUGAUGAUGGUGGGUCCUAGCGGCAGCGGCAAGAGUAUGGCCUGGAAGGCCCUCCUCAAGUCUCUGGAAAGACUGGAAGGAGUGGAAGGCGUUGCUCAUGUCAUCGACCCCAAAGCCAUGUCCAAGGAGGACCUGUACGGCAACCUGGAUCCCAACACCAGAGAGUGGACUGACGGUCUCUUCACACACAUCCUCAGAAAGAUCAUUGACAACGUGCGCGGUGAGAUCAACAAGAGACAGUGGAUCAUCUUUGACGGUGACGUCGACCCGGAAUGGGUAGAGAACCUGAACAGUGUCCUGGACGACAACAAGCUGCUGACCCUACCCAACGGAGAACGUCUCAGUCUGCCUCCUAAUGUGCGCAUCAUGUUUGAGGUGCAGGACCUGCGCUUUGCCACCCUGGCCACCGUCAGUCGCUGCGGCAUGGUCUGGUUCAGCGAGGACGUGCUCAGCACAGAGCUCAUCUGCGAGAACUUCCUGGCCCGCAUGCGCUACACCCCGCUGGAGGAGUCUGAGGAUCUGAUACCCACCAAGGAAUUUGGCAAGGCUGCGGAUAAGGAUAAGGACGGAACCCUGUCCCCGCUGAUGCAGAUUCAAACCGACUGCGCCAACAUCCUAGCCCCCCACUUCACCUCGGACGCCCUGGUCAUCCGCACUUUGGAGUACGCCUUCACCCAGGAGCACAUCAUGGACUUCACCAGGCUCAGGGCCCUGGGAUCGCUCUUCUCCAUGCUCAACCAGGGAGUGCGCAACAUCCUACAGUACAACAACACGCACCAUGACUUCCCAAUGCCGCGAGAACAGAUGGAGAAGUACAUCACCAACUACGUGAUCUACGCCAUCCUGUGGUCCUUCACCGGCGACAGUAAGAUGAAAACGCGUCAUGACAUGGGAGAUUUCAUCCGCAGCAUCACCACCAUCCCGCUGCCCCCUGCUUCACAGCAGUCCAUCAUUGAUUACGAGGUCAGCAUCACCGGCGACUGGGCUCCAUGGCAGAACAAGGUACCACAGAUUGAGGUAGAGACCCACAAGGUAGCCUCCCCCGACGUGGUGGUGCCCACCCUGGACACGGUGCGGCACGAGGCCCUGCUGUACACCUGGCUGGCCGAGCACAAGCCCAUGGUGCUGUGCGGACCGCCAGGCAGCGGGAAGACCAUGACGCUGUUCAGCGCCCUCAGGGCACUGCCAGAUAUGGAGGUUGUUGGUCUGAACUUCUCCAGCGCUACUACCCCAGAGCUGAUGUUGAAGACCUUAGAUCACUACUGUGAGUACAGGCGCACCCCUAACGGGAUCGUCCUGUCCCCUAUCCAGCUGAACAAGUGGUUGGUGGUCUUCUGCGAUGAAAUCAACCUCCCCGACAUGGAUAAGUACGGCACACAGCGUGUCAUUUCCUUCCUGCGACAGAUGUUGGAGCACGGUGGCUUCUACCGCACAUCAGACGAGAUGUGGAUCACCUUUGAGAGAAUCCAGUUUGUGGGUGCAUGCAACCCUCCCACUGACCCUGGACGAAAGCCCCUGUCACACAGAUUCCUGCGCCACGUGCCUGUGGUGUACGUUGACUACCCUGGCCCAGCUUCCCUGUCACAGAUCUACGGCACCUUCAACCGUGCCAUGCUACGUCUCAUCCCCAGCCUGCGCACCUACGCCGAACCCCUCACUAACGCCAUGGUGGAGUUCUACAUCAUGUCCCAGGAGCGUUUCACCCAGGACAUGCAGCCGCAUUACAUCUACAGCCCCCGUGAGAUGACGCGCUGGGUGCGCGGCAUCGUGGAAGCAUUGCGCCCUCUAGAGAACCUGUCAGUAGAGGGUCUGGUGCGCAUCUGGGCACAUGAGGCACUCCGUCUCUUCCAAGACAGACUUGUGGAGGAUGAGGAACGGCAGUGGACCGACGAGAACGUGGACGCCGUUGCCACCAAACACUUCCCCAACAUCAACAGGGUAGAGGCACUCAAGAGACCCAUCCUCUUCAGUAACUGGCUGUCCAAGGACUACAUCCCUGUGGAACAAGAAGAGCUGAGGGACUACGUCAAGGCCAGACUCAAGGUGUUCUACGAGGAAGAGUUGGACGUACCCUUGGUGCUGUUCAACGAAGUCCUGGACCACGUGCUGAGAAUUGAUCGAAUCUUCAGACAGCCACAGGGUCACUUGCUGCUGAUUGGUGUGAGCGGGGCUGGUAAGACCACACUGUCUCGCUUUGUGGCCUGGAUGAACGGCCUCAGCAUCGUGCAAGUCAAGGUUCACAACAAGUACACAGCGGAUGACUUUGAUGAAGAUCUGAGAACCGUUCUGCGCCGAGCGGGCUGCAAGGAUGAGAAGAUCUGCUUUGUCAUGGAUGAGUCCAACGUGCUCGACUCCAGCUUCCUGGAACGCAUGAACACACUGCUGGCCAACGGAGAGGUGCCCGGACUGUUUGAGGGUGACGAGUACACCACACUGAUGACACAGUGCAAGGAAGGAGCGCAGAGGAAGGGUAACAUGCUGGACUCUAGCGAAGAACUCUACAAGUGGUUCACUCAUGAGGUGAUGCGCAAUCUGCACGUCGUCUUCACCAUGAACCCAUCCUCUGAGGGUCUCAAGGACCGAGCAGCCACCUCCCCUGCUCUCUUCAACAGGUGCGUGCUGAACUGGUUCGGUGAUUGGUCCACACACGCCCUGUAUCAAGUGGGGAAGGAAUUCACCAGCAAGAUAGAUCUGGACAAGUCUGAUUACUGUCCGCCCACUAGCCUGCCGAUGGCCUACGAAGGCGUGCCUAGCACCCCGACCCACAGAGAGGCCAUCGUCAAUGCCUACGUCUACGUGCACCAGACUCUCCACCAGGCCAAUGAGAGAGUCCAGAAGCGAGGGGGGCGGGUCAUGGCCAUAACGCCCAGGCACUACCUGGAUUUCAUUCAUCACUACGUCAAGUUGUACCAGGAGAAGCGCUCAGACCUGGAGGAGCAACAGCUCCAUCUCAACGUGGGCCUGCAGAAGAUCAAAGAGACGGUGGAACAGGUGGAGGAGCUCCAGAAAUCCCUGGCACGCAAGAGCCAAGAGCUGGAGGCCAAGAACGCUGCCGCCAACGCCAAACUCAAACAGAUGGUGAAAGACCAGCAGGAAGCAGAGAAGAAGAAGGUGACAUCCCAGGAGAUCCAGGCGGCCCUGACCGUGCAGACGGCCGAGAUUGGAGAGAAGCGAGAAUAUGUCAUGGCUGACUUGGCCAAGGUGGAGCCUGCGGUGCGUGACGCCCAACAAGCCGUGAAGGGCAUCAAGAAGCAGAAUCUGGUGGAGAUCCGUUCCAUGGGCAACCCCCCAGUACUGGUCAAGCUGGCCCUGGAGUCCAUCUGCCUUCUCCUGGGGGAGAACACGUCGGACUGGAAGGCCAUCCGUGGUAUCAUCAUCAGGGAUAACUUCAUCAGUACCAUCGUCAACUUCAACACUGAGAACAUCUCCGAGGAUACCCGAGACAAGAUGAUGAAGAAAUACAUGUCCAACCCUGACUUCAACUUUGAGAAGAUGAACCGAGCCAGCUUGGCCUGUGGUCCCAUGGUGAAAUGGGCCAUCGCUCAGAUCAGCUACGCCGAUAUGCUUCACCGCGUGGAGCCUCUCCGUAGCGAGCUGGAACGUUUGGAGAAUGAAGCCGACAAGAACAAGAUCAAACAGGAGCAGGUCAACAAGCUGGUAGCUGAGCUGGAGCACAGCAUCGCCGGAUACAAGGAGGAGUACGCUCAGCUCAUCAGCCAGGCACAGGCCAUCAAGAGCGACCUGGAGUCAGUGGAAAUCAAGGUGAACCGCAGCACAGCCCUGCUGAGAAGCCUGUCCCACGAGCGUGAGCGUUGGGAGACCGGCAGUGAGUCCUUCAAGGCCCAGAUGGCCACCAUCUUGGGCGACGUCCUCCUGUCCUCGGCGUUCAUGGCCUACGCCGGCUACUUUGACCAGCAGAUGCGGCAGAAUCUCUUCAACAGCUGGGCUUCCCAUCUCCAGGCCGCCUGCAUCAAGUACCGAUCCGACAUUGCCAGAGUGGAGUAUUUGUCUAACGCCGACGAGCGUCUUCGCUGGCAAGCCAACGCCCUGCCCUCGGACGACCUGUGCACGGAGAACGCCAUCAUGCUGAACCGCUAUAACCGGUACCCGCUCAUCAUUGAUCCCUCAGGCCAGGCCACGGAGUUCAUCCUCAACGAGUACAGGGACAAGAAGAUUACCAAGACAAGCUUCUUGGAUGAUGCAUUCCGCAAGAACCUGGAAAGCGCCCUGCGAUUUGGUAACCCAUUGCUGGUGCAGGAUGUGGAGAACUACGAUCCAAUCUUGAACCCUGUGCUGAAUCGCGAGGUGCGGCGUACCGGCGGCCGUGUACUCAUCAGCUUGGGAGACCAGGACAUCGAUUUGUCGCCAGCUUUCAUGAUCUUCCUGUCGACCAGAGACCCAACUGUGGAGUUUUCUCCAGACAUCUGCUCCAGGGUGACCUUUGUCAACUUCACCGUCACCAGGAGCAGUCUGCAGAGCCAGUGCCUGAACCAGGUGUUGAAGGCUGAACGUCCUGACGUUGAUGAGAAACGCUCCGAUCUUCUCAAACUCCAAGGCGAGUUCAACCUUCGUCUUCGUCAGCUGGAGAAAUCCUUGCUGCAAGCUCUGAAUGAUACCAAGGGACGCAUACUGGAUGAUGACAGCAUCAUCACCACCCUGGAGACACUGAAGAAGGAAGCCGCCGAGGUGACACGCAAGGUGGAGGAGACGGACGUGGUCAUGGCCGAGGUGGAGACCGUCUCCCAGCAGUAUCUGUCCUUGGCCCAGUCCUGCAGUAGCAUGUACUUCACUCUGGAGGCUCUCAACAGGGUGCACUUCCUGUACCAGUACUCCCUCAAGUUCUUCCUGGAGAUUUUCAACUCCGUGCUGUCGGAAAACGAACACCUGAACAACGUCAGCGAGCACGGCUCACGCCUGUCCAUCAUUACCAAGGAUCUCUUCCAGGUGAUUUAUAACCGCGUAGCUCGUGGCAUGCUCCACCAAGAUCGCAUCAUGUUCUGCAUCCUACUGUGCCGCAUCAACCUGAGGGGCGUCUCCAGUGAGCCCGACUACAGCGCCGAAUUCCAGCACUUCCUCCGGGGCGCCGAGCAGACCAUCUCCACCGCCAAGGUGCCCAAAUACGCCGGCAUGUCCAACGAGCAGGUGGAGUCCAUGCUGCGUCUGGCCAAGCUGCCGGCCUUCGAGGGUCUGCUGCAGUUUGUGGAAUCCAAGAUGAAUUUUGGCCAGUGGUCAGAGAGUGUUGGACCAGAGAAUAACGUCCCUGCCUGUUGGAAGGAGGUGUCACCUCUGAGUGCGAUCGGUCAGGCCCUGCACCGUCUGCUCAUCAUCCAGACAUUCCGGCCAGACCGUCUCUUAGCAUCCUGUCAACUCUUCGUCUCGGCCGUCUUUGGAGAGCAGUUCCUUCACUCAGCCGAGCAAGAACUGGACUUAUCCAACAUGGUGGAGAACGAGUUGAAGUGCAGCACUCCAGUCCUGCUGUGCUCUGUGCCAGGUUACGACGCCAGCAGCCGCGUGGAAGACCUAGCGGCCGAGGUCAACAAAGGCUUGUCCUCUAUUGCCAUCGGUUCCGCCGAGGGUUUCAGUCAAGCAGACAAGGUCAUCAACUCUGCCUCCAAGACCGGAAAGUGGGUGAUGCUGAAGAACGUGCAUCUGGCUCCCCAGUGGCUGGUGCAACUGGAGAAGAAGCUGCACAGUCUGUCACCGCAUCCCAGCUUCAGACUCUUCCUGACUAUGGAGAUCAACCCCAAGGUUCCAGUCAACCUGCUGCGAGCUGGUCGCAUCUUGGUCUUCGAGCCUCCACCAGGUGUCAAGGCUAACCUGCUCAAGACAUUCAGCACCGUCCCUGCGUCACGUAUGAACAAGGCGCCCAAUGAGCGUGCUCGCCUGUACUUCCUCCUUGCCUGGCUCCAUGCCAUCGUCCAGGAACGCUUGACCUACUCACCCCUAGGCUGGGCCAAGAAGUAUGAGUUCAGCGAUUCAGACCUGCGCUGUGCCUGCGACACAUUGGACAUCUGGAUUGACACAGCCGCUAAGGGUCGGUCCAAUCUUCCUCCAGACAAGGUUCCCUGGGACGCCCUCAAGACCCUCCUGUCACAGUGCAUCUAUGGCGGCCGCAUUGACAAUGACUUUGACCAGCGUCUCUUGACCGCCUUCGUCAACAAGCUGUUCAGGGUCAGCAGCUUCGAGUCGGACUUCUCUCUCAUCAAGGAUAUCGACGGCAAGGGCAGGAACAUCAACAUGCCCGACGGAAUCAGACGUGAGCAGUUUGUGCAGUGGGCAGAGGGACUACCAGAGAACCAGACACCAUCAUGGCUCGGACUGCCGAACAAUGCCGAGAAAGUGCUGCUAACCAACCUAGGAGCCAGUAUGAUCUCCAAGCUUCUCAAGAUGUCCAUGCUGGAUGAGGAGGAUGAUUUCACCACCCCAGCCUCCGAGAGGAAGAAACGGCCGGGAUCUACGUCUGAUGGCAGGCCAGCAUGGAUGCGCAUCCUACACACGUCCGUCAAGAACUGGAUGUCUAUCAUCCCCAAGUCGUUGACUCUACUCAAGCGCACCGCCGAAAACAUCAAGGACCCGCUCUUCCGCUUCUUUGAGCGGGAGAUCAACCACGGCGCCACGUUGCUGCGCGACGUGCGCACCGACAUGCAGAGCGUGGUCCUGGUGUGCGAGGGACGGAAGAAGCAGACCAAUCAUGACCGGGAGCUGAUCGGGGACCUGGCCAAGGGGAUCCUACCGAAGAGCUGGAAUCGCUACACGGUGCCGGCGGGACUGACGGUCAUCCAGUGGGUGUCGGACUUCAGCGAGAGAGUCAAGCAGCUGCAGAAGAUUGCCUCCGCGGCCAGCAGCGGCGGGGCCAAAGAACUCAAGACUCAAGAUGUGUGGCUUGGUGGCUUGUUCACUCCAGAGGCCUACAUCACAGCAACCAGGCAGUUUGUAGCUCAAGCCAACAGCUGGUCUCUUGAAGAACUGUACCUGCAGGUGACAGUUUCGGAUCCCGGCCAACAGCUCAAGAUGGACGACUGCAGUUUUGCUGUUACAGGGCUGAAACUACAAGGAGCCAACUGCAAGGGCAACAAGCUGUACAUCACAUCUGUUAUCUCAACAGACUUGCCGCCUACCGUCUUCAAAUGGGUCCGAGGAACUUCCCAAGCAAGUAAAACCAAGGUAUUGCUGCCGGUCUACCUGAACCAGACCAGAGCUGAACUCCUUUUCACCGUCAACAUCGAAAGCGGUGACGGGGAAGGCCCCAGCAAGGGACACAGCUUCUACGAGAGAGGCGUAGCCCUGCUCUGCAAUGGGCUGUCUGCUUAAGACAAGCCAGACUAGACACUUUGGUCACUGCGCUCUUGAAAGAUUAAGUAAAACUUCCCAUCAUGUAACAAGUUUGAUGUUGUCAGAAUUUAAAUUGUGACCAUUUAAUUGUUCAGUUCCAUCUCCCAAGCAUUGUUCACUUUUCAUUAGUGGUAAAGUUUCUGCAGGGUUAUAUUUUGAAGUAGACUUUAUGUUGGGGUUGAAGUGUUUUGGGAGCUACUUUUCUGUAGUCUUAUAGAGUGUGGUGUAUUGUGUAAGAUGGCUGUAUUGCUAAGAACGAACUGGUUCAUACUGUAACCGUGUUGUGCGAACAGUUAGCUUGGGUAAUUUUUAAGCAUAAUACGAAGUGAAGUUUCUCUUAAGAAUGAUACUACAUUGUAAUUUUGCAGUAAUGUUUAAAUUUUGGUCACCGGAAUAUAUGAAGAAUAAAGUUGAGAAAAUUCUUGAUAUUAUUGUUCAUCAGUGCAUAGGAUUUUGAUUUGCUUGCAUGAUUAAAUUCAGCUGAGAAAAACUAAUAAAGUACAUGUAAUUUCAAAAAAAAAAAAUCUUUGCCUUAAAUAUACACUGGAAUAAAUAGACGCUUUAAUGCUUAUUCGGAACAGAUUUCUAGAAAAUAAUUCAAGAUUCAAAAUCAUUGCUUACUUUUUUUUAUGCAUUUUGAUGCAUGUUUGAAUUUAGAAGAGAAAGUUAUAAAUGCUUCAUUUCUUAUGUCGUGAAUAUGAUUAGAAUGCAUGACAUAAAGUAAAAAAAAUGAAAAAGCACAAAGUAUAGUGGAAAACAUUUGGAAUGUAGCUUUAAUAUAGGACAAGUUCGGUAGUUUUUUGCUGAGAGGUUUAACAGUAAAGUAAAGUUAAAAAAAAUAAUAAAAAAAUAAUAAUUGUGGGUUAUAAUUGGCAAGUUUUGGAUUGUAAUUUUAAUUUAGAAAAAUCGACAAAUACUUUUGACUUUUUUCUCUUAAUUUGUGUCUGGAUGCCACUCAUUUUCGAUCACCUUAUUACAGUGGAAUAAUAGUAAAAAAAAAAAAGAAACGCAUGGCGCAUGAAGAAUGCAUUAUAGAGUAGGUUGUCAAAACAGAAUAUGAAGACUUUUUUGUUUUUUUUUUGUCUUUUCUUUUUUUAGAUCUUUGCAGUUACUGUUUUUAAUUGUUCAAUUUGGGGAAUUUAUGCUGUAAUCAAAGACAUUUAUUAACAGGGAAGUUGGUCUGGUUGAUAUUAGUAAGUUGAAUUAUGAAGGUGAUAAAACUAAAACUAAAAUUUCCAUUUCACCAGUUUUUCCAUUUGAUUUCACAUCAGUAAGCUUAGAUGGCAAAGGUUAAUGCAUUAUGAUACUAGUGAUGUAAGCUGUUCUAAACGAAAAUUCUAACAUAAAUUGCAAAAAAUAAUAAUGGAUUAAUUGUGCAUGAACAAGUUGAAUUAGAUGUGCUGCUGCAAAGAGUAUUUGAAUGUCUGUAAUGAUCAAUAAAGAAAUUAGAAUAUAGCAAGUCACUCUUUUCCU
Patiria miniata (bat star) is the source of this 15644-nucleotide messenger RNA. RefSeq names its product cytoplasmic dynein 1 heavy chain 1-like (gene dync1h1). Bases 198 to 14150 code for a protein of 4650 amino acids. The transcript is spliced from 91 exons. Gene Ontology annotation, molecular function: ATP binding; minus-end-directed microtubule motor activity; dynein light intermediate chain binding. NCBI's taxonomy places the organism in Eukaryota, Metazoa, Echinodermata, Asteroidea, Valvatida, Asterinidae. Gene Ontology annotation, cellular component: dynein complex. The record is from RefSeq and is a predicted model, not a curated record. Gene Ontology annotation, biological process: microtubule-based movement.